AUAUAGCUCAUUUAGUACAAAAUCUCGUCAAACAACGCCGCAGGAGAUGGACUUCAGCCAGUACUUCAGUUACCCGCCGCCGACGCAGGACAUGCAGGACAUUGUGGAGGAGGAUAUUGUACCUGGCGACUUAGUACAGAGGCGUGAGGUGAGGCCUACCGUCCGCUUCUCUCCAGCAGACUAUGACAGGCCUAGGGCACCCGCGUCUGCACGGAAGCCGAAGAGGGGUAGAACGGACCGUCAAGGCCGCGGUAGGGGUCAGGGAUAGGUGAUUGAUGUUGUAUGGGCUCCUACAGUGCUACCUCAUGUAUUAUCUUAGGGUACUAUGACCUACUGCAUGUCAGCGACUAUGUACUAUGAUGACUAGGCCGGUGCCAGGGUUUGCGUGAUGCGACUGAAUGACGCAAUGAUAGUAGAACAAGUAGGCCUGUGCAGGGAUAUCAUCGCUAGGCUAUGCCACUAAAGUGCCAAUACACCAUCUAGGCCGGUGCAAGGAUAUCAUUGCUAGACUAUGCCACUAUAGUGCCACUACGCCUCCUAGGCCGGUGUAGGGAUAUCAUCGCUAGACUAUGCCACUAAAGUGCCACUACGCCUCCUAGGCCGGUGCAGGGCUGUGUAUAGUGCGUAGCACUGCCUUUACUUUCUAUACAAUGGUGCAUGGCUUAGAUUGAUGUGAUAAGACAGUGCAGAGGCACGGGACGAGUACAACGGUACUAUGCUGGAUUGGACGUGUGCAUGAUCGGGGAAUCUCAGAGGUCCACAUGUACAGUACAGAACGUACACUAAUUUUGUUUUAAAAAAUGUGUGGACUUAGCCCAUGGACCGUCCAAUGGCUCUAUAAAUAAUGGCACCACGUACCCAUGGCAGAUCAAACACCCACACCAGAAGCACUACACAACACUUCACCAUGUUGUCCUCCGGAGGAGCCUACAUUCCAUGGAGUAAGGUGAGGAAAACUGUGCUCGAAGGAAUCGAGACACCUAUGUGCUUUUGCGGUUCCUUGUGCAAGCUCAUGAAGUCCAGGGUGUUGGGGGACGACUUCGGCAUGAGGUUCUUCAUAUGUGACAACUUCGAUUACGACCCGCCCAAGUGUUGCGGCAAGGAUCAAGCAAAGACUCCACCGCCUCUAUGUGAUUUCGUGCAGUGGUUAGACACUGAGCAAUCUCAGGAGGACAAGGACCACGUUGAGCGUGAAGCAAGGUGGGCUGUAGAAAGGUGGCGGCGAAUGCAGCACGAGGAACAGAUGGAAGAGAAGCGCAAGAAAGACCAGGAAGAUAUUCGGAAGAGGUUUGCAGAAGUUGAACGCCAGGAGGCAGAGCAACGUGAAGCUGAUAGGGAGAGGAAGCGAGAGAGGGCCCGGCGUGCUAAGGAAGCAGGGCCUGAAGCUAUUAGAAAAAGAAAAUAUCCCCGGUGCAUGCAGUAAAGCACCACCACGUAAUCCUGGCAAUUUACAUUUCCUAAGGCAUGUUAGGUUUAGAUACAACAUGAGGUUUAACGUGUUGCACAUGCCACUGCAUUUCGUUGUUAAAGUACCUAGUUCAGAGCAAAGGUCUCAGUGUUACUUACCGUAGCAGUAGAAACGGUUUAGGCCUCGGAUUUUUUAUCAC
Panicum virgatum (switchgrass) is the source of this 1607-nucleotide messenger RNA. RefSeq lists its product as uncharacterized. Bases 845 to 1423 code for a protein of 192 amino acids. The record is from RefSeq and is a predicted model, not a curated record. NCBI's taxonomy places the organism in Eukaryota, Viridiplantae, Streptophyta, Magnoliopsida, Poales, Poaceae. Gene Ontology annotation, molecular function: zinc ion binding. The transcript has 2 exons.